UUAAAUACAGCGUUCAAACGUGCCACAUGAUCUCUCAACCGAUGACAAUCAAGUAUUUCAUUGAGCAUGCGUGAGAGCCCGGAAAACUACAAAUCCCAUAAUUCUUUAUUACAUGUUUCCUGCCACAAUUUGUAUCUGUUACUGAUGGACCACUGUCUGCUGCGGGACCAGAGAUAUCAACACGUGGUGCAGCAUUUUCAAUUCUUAAUUGAAUUUAAAUGGGAAUUUCCUUCAUGUCCUCUACUGGAAAGAGCAGAUCUGGACUCGAGCAUUGUAUCUGCCUCAGCAGCCUACUUUAGCACUGGAAACAAACCUUCAGAAGGGAAAAUGGAUCACUGGUGUUGGCCAUCAGACACCAACAGCUUUCGACGUUUCACCCCUGAGUCCUUGGCAGCAAUUGAGCAAAGAAUUGCUGAGAAAAAAAAGCAGCCAGAGAAAGAAAAAGAGAAGCAUAAUUAUGAAGGAGUUGAAGAACAACUUACUCCCCAGCUUGAUCUACAAAUCUGCAAAAAGCUGCCAUCUCUUUAUGGGGACAUUCCAUCAGAGCUCAUUGGGGAACCCCUGGAGGAUUUUGAUCCGUACUACAGUGAUCACAAGACUUUUAUGGUGCUAAAUAAAAAGAGGACUAUUUUCCGGUUUACUGCCACACCUGCCUUGUGUGUCUUUGGUCCUUUUAAUCCAGUCAGAAAAGCAGCAAUUAAAAUUCUGACCAAUUCAUAUCCUUUCAUUGUCAAUCUCAUUAAUAUUUUUAUUUCUAUAACUUACAUACACUUUUUCCUCCUCAGAUGGGUUUUUACUGGCAUUUAUACUAUUGAAAUAUUGAUAAAAAUAGUAGCAAGAGGAUUUGUUUGGAAUGAAUUUACCUUCCUUCGAGAUCCGUGGAACUGCUUGGAUCUGUCUGUUACUAUUGUAAUGUGUAUUAUGUCUCAAAAUAUAGGCAAUGUUUCAGCUCUUCGAACUAUCGAAGCACUGAGGAUUUUGAAAGCCGUUUCAGUAAUACCACGUUUGAAAAUCAUGGUAAAUUCAAUUGUUGAAUCCGUUAAGAAACUUGCUGAUGUCUUGAUCUUGACUGUAUUUUGCUUGAGUAUAUUUGCUCUAAUAGGCCUCCAGCUUUUUAUGGGCAAUUUAAGAUUCAAAUGUGUCCUCAAUAAAACUGUGUACAAUGACUCAUUAUGUAAGGAUCCCAAGAUCUAUGUACCAAGUGAUGAAG
Neopelma chrysocephalum (saffron-crested tyrant-manakin) is the source of this 1210-nucleotide messenger RNA. RefSeq names its product sodium channel protein type 5 subunit alpha-like. The annotation marks the transcript as partial. The record is from RefSeq and is a predicted model, not a curated record. Lineage: Eukaryota; Metazoa; Chordata; Aves; Passeriformes; Pipridae. Gene Ontology annotation, cellular component: axon; voltage-gated sodium channel complex; plasma membrane. Gene Ontology annotation, biological process: membrane depolarization during action potential; neuronal action potential; sodium ion transmembrane transport. Gene Ontology annotation, molecular function: voltage-gated sodium channel activity. The transcript has 6 exons.